AUGGCCAUCACUAAAAUCUUCUCCAGAUACGUCUACGACUCCAGAGGAAACCCAACUGUCGAGGUCGACUUGACCACCGAUAAGGGUCUUUUCCGUGCAAUUGUUCCCUCGGGUGCUUCCACCGGUAUCCACGAGGCUCUCGAGCUCCGUGACCAAGAUAAGACCCACUGGGGUGGCAAGGGUGUCUUGACUGCUGUCAAGAAUGUCAAUGAAAUCAUUGCCCCUGCUCUCAUCAAGGCUGAUAUUGAUAUCACCGAUCUUACCGCCAUUGAUAAGUUCCUCAUUGACCUUGACGGAACCCCCAACAAGUCUAAGCUCGGUGCUAAUGCCAUUCUCGGUGUCUCGCUCGCUGCCGCUAAGGCUGGUGCUGCUGAAAAGGGUCUCCCCCUUUACGCCUUCAUUUCAGAGAUCUCCGGUACCCCUAAGCCUUAUGUUCUCCCCGUCCCCUUUAUGAAUGUCCUCAAUGGUGGCUCCCACGCCGGUGGCCGUCUCGCCAUUCAGGAGUUUAUGAUUGUCCCCCUCGACUUCCCCUCCUUUUCCGAAGCUUUGCGUGCCGGUGCUGAGGUUUACCAGAUUCUCAAGUCCCUCACCAAGAAGAAGUACGGCACCUCGGCCGGCAAUGUCGGUGACGAAGGUGGUGUCGCCCCCAAUAUCCAAACCCCCCAGGAGGCUCUCGACCUUAUUACCGACUCUAUCGAGAAGGCUGGCUACACUGGCAAGGUCUCCAUUGCCAUUGACGCUGCCUCUUCUGAAUUCUUUAAGGAUGGCAAGUACGACUUGGACUUUAAGAACCCUGACUCUGAUGCCUCCAAGUGGCUCACUGGUGAGCAGCUCGCUGACCUCUACAUUGAGCUCCUCGACAAGUACCCCAUUGUCUCUCUUGAAGACCCCUUUGCUGAGGAUGACUGGGAAACUUGGGUCCACUUUUACUCCAAGGCUGCCGACCGCCUCCAGAUUGUCGGUGAUGACUUGACUGUCACCAACCCCAUCCGCAUCAAGACUGCCAUUGAGAAGAAGGCUGCCAAUGCCCUGCUGCUCAAGGUUAACCAGAUUGGCUCUCUCUCUGAGUCUAUCCAGGCUGCCAAGGACUCUUAUGCCGCUGGCUGGGGUGUCAUGGUCUCUCACCGCUCUGGUGAGACUGAGGAUACCACCAUUGCUGACAUUGCUGUUGGUCUCCGUGCUGGCCAGAUUAAGGCUGGUGCUCCUGCUCGUUCCGAGCGUCUUGCUAAGCUCAACCAGAUUUUGCGCAUUGAGGAGGAGCUCGGCGACAAGGCCAUCUACGCUGGUGCCAAGUUCCACUCUUCUGUCGCCAUUUAA
Magnusiomyces paraingens is the source of this 1317-nucleotide messenger RNA. RefSeq lists its product as uncharacterized. The record is from RefSeq and is a predicted model, not a curated record. Gene Ontology annotation, molecular function: phosphopyruvate hydratase activity; magnesium ion binding. NCBI's taxonomy places the organism in Eukaryota, Fungi, Ascomycota, Dipodascomycetes, Dipodascales, Dipodascaceae. Gene Ontology annotation, biological process: glycolytic process. Gene Ontology annotation, cellular component: phosphopyruvate hydratase complex. Bases 1 to 1317 code for a protein of 438 amino acids. The transcript is spliced from 2 exons.